Molecule: messenger RNA, 1076 nt
Organism: Pollicipes pollicipes
Lineage: Eukaryota; Metazoa; Arthropoda; Thecostraca; Pollicipedomorpha; Pollicipedidae
Product: 28 kDa heat- and acid-stable phosphoprotein
Exons: 5
Coding region: 318-812 (164 amino acids)
Source: RefSeq, a predicted model, not a curated record
GCGCCAUUUACGUGCUCGAGAGCAUAUGCCAGAUAGGGCGGGCGCUGGAUUGACCGGGGCUCCAUUAUUAAGCACCAUUGGUAGAUGAUGAAUUCGGCGCUAAACGAAUGAUACCGGGUAUCGUAAAUUUGAAUCGAAAGUUUUUUUUUAGUAUACCAUCAAUUGUAGUUUUGGAAGCUGCCGCCAAGAAGAGUGUGUUAAGCAAAUACCCGCCGACAUACGGCAUAUUUUUGGGUGUUGCUGAGAUUCAUAGGUCGAGGGUGUCUGUCACAAGGACUUAAGUCCAUUGUAAAUUGUUCCUAGGUUUGGUGUUAGCCAUGCCUAAAAGCAAGCAUAAGGGCAAGCAUCGGGUGUUCUCGAACCCAGAACAGCUGGAGGAGGAGAAGAAACGAGAGGAGCGUGAGCGAGAGUGGCGCCACAAGCGAGGCGAGGAGAGUGACUCUGAGUCUGGCUCCAGUUCUGACUCAGACUCAUCCAGCAAAGACGAGCAGAAGGCCGCAAAGCCCAAGGGUCCGCAAGGGCCGGUGGAGAAUCCGAAUCGGGUGCAGCAGAAGAACAAGAAGCUGUCUACGCUGACGGUGGACGAGAAGGCGCCGGCGCAGCUGUCUCGUCGGGAAAAGGAAGCGAUCGAGAAGGAGAGGGCGCGCCAGCACUACCAGAAGCUGCACGCCGAGGGCAAGACGGCGGAGGCGCAGGCUGACCUGGCCCGGCUCGCCAUCAUCCGCAAACAGCGCGAGGAGGCCGCCAAGAAACGGGAGGAAGAGAAGAAAGCCAAGGAAGCAGCCAAGGAGUCCAGCAAGUCCAAGAGGUAGUCGCCGCGGCCGGAGACCGGCGACGAGCUCCCUCGGAGGCGCGCCAUGGUCGUCCGGGCACUACUUUCGCCUGCGGACGGAGGCCGGCUGUUCGGCGGCCCGCCCUCGCCGACGCUGUUUCUGCUUUGGAACGAAGGCGCAGAUUGGUUGCUGCGCCCUGCGCAAACGCAUUUUGUUCUCGCGUUUCGUGUGGUUUCAUUAACACAUCGCCCGACUUGACCGCCGCCGCAGUGGUUUGCUAAUAAUAAACGUAAUACGAAGGAU